AUGCCGAUUAGAGGAUGUCAAUGUUCUAGAAAUGUAAAGGAUAAAGAGGCAUUUCAGUGCUUUCAAUGUCAACUUGCUUUUCACCAAGACUGUGUCGGAAUAAGUAAAUCAGCCUUCAAAGUUGUCAGUUCCAUGUCUAAUAUUAAGUGGUAUUGUGAUGAAUGCAUGAAACUACUUCCUGGCGUAAAGUCAUUGAAUAAAGCUGUGCGUGAUAGCAAUGAUGCGCUCAACACCAAAGUUUACAAAAUUGAAGAAUCGAACAUUUUGUUGAAGAGUGAACUUGAAGCUAUCAAAAGUUUAAUUCAGAAAAAUGUUGAUAAGGCAGAAAGAUUCGAUGGCAUUGAUAUGAGUACUGAGCUGUGUAGCCUUAAAAAUUUUUUAAGCAAAAGUUUUGCUGAUGUUGUCCGAUGCGAAGUGAAGAAAAAUAUUGAACUAGUUAAUGAUGAGGUUAAAAGUGUUCAAAAAACUUUAACCAAUGUUAAUGACCUAAAAGAGAGAGAGAGAGAAAAUAACAUAAUGAUGUUCAGUUCGCAAGAAACUGAUGAAUGA
Molecule: messenger RNA, 549 nt
Organism: Helobdella robusta
Lineage: Eukaryota; Metazoa; Annelida; Clitellata; Rhynchobdellida; Glossiphoniidae
Exons: 1
Coding region: 1-549 (182 amino acids)
Source: RefSeq, a predicted model, not a curated record